Messenger RNA from Prorocentrum cordatum, 1323 nucleotides. The record is from the annotation of a GenBank genome assembly. NCBI's taxonomy places the organism in Eukaryota, Dinophyceae, Prorocentrales, Prorocentraceae.
AUGGGGGUCUCCCCGCGCAAUCGACCGAGAUUGGGGUCUGCGUCAGGGGGCGAUCUGCCAAAGAAGCGCUCUUGGAGAGGAGAGGUCGGCUUCGAUGGCAAGGUGCUGGGCGCUGAAGACCUGACACCCUUGGGUGGCCUGGAGAGUUGGCGGGGCCAUCCGCGCUUGCAGAAGCAUCUUGAGGCCUUCAAGGGUGCAUCCGAUCGGGCCAGGGUGCUGGAGCGCUAUUCAGAGGCGGCUGUCACGGCCAGUGCCUUACAUCGGAAGGUCGUCCUCCGGUACGCGUGCCAUGUUGGCGCUUGGACCGCGAUGCUGCCAGCGGAGGAAGCAGUCGCGUCCUGUGGCCCAGAGGGCCUCUCUCCAGUCCGUGUGCUUGCGCGACUGCUGCAGCACUGGGGGAAGGGGCCGCUAACACCGUGGUUGCGUGGCAUCUUGCGCCUCGUGGAAGAGCGUCUGCGAGAAGUUCACAGCACCUCCGCAGGUUGUUGGGAGGAGCUUCGGCAGGCCAUGCCUCGUCUGAGAAAGGACCGUGCAAGCGGGUAUGGAAGCGACGGCGUGCACACCAGAGCCGCUCAAAAGAACUCGCUCUGUUCAACGAUUGCUGACAAAAAGAGGGCGUUGACGUUGAAGGCUUUGCGGAAGCGGCAGCGCGACGCACUCAUCGAGGCCGACGGACUUCGCGGGUUGCACCGAGAGGCGGCAAUCGCGGCAGCGUUGCAGCGCGGAAAGGCUGCGCUAUUAGAAGAGGAUCCAGAUGCAAUAGUUGAGAUCGUUUCUGACUGCAUUGGUUUCCUCGAGCCGCCUCGCAGGAAGGCCACUCGAUCAAAGGAGGAGGCGAUGCCGGACGAAGCGAAGGAUCGCCUUCGAGCCGGUGUCCAGCGGAAGCUCCGGACCCUCGUGUUGCAGUUGUUUGGCUGCCUGGAUCUACAGGACGCGGAUACGCUGAAGCUGCUGGCGGUGCCUUUUGGACGGCUGUGCUGCAUACUGCGAGGAGGCGGCGCGGAGCGCCCCGCCUGCGAGGCACAGUGGCUCCGGAUCAGAGAUUUGGCGGCAAGAUUUGAAGAGCGUCAGGAGCAGGGCCCCAUCCACGCGCCGCCCCCAACAGCGCUCGCCGCAGGCGAAGAGCUUCCGCUGGCAGCGGGCACCCGGAAGGUCGGCACCGGGCUGGCGAAGGAGGCCAAAGGGCAUCGUUCUAUCAGAGAAGGACGGUACACCCCAAACAGGCAGAUCCUUGCCUUCAGCUGCGUCGAGGAGCGGCAGGGUGAGGAGGAGGUUCUGAUCUGCUCCGGCUGCGCCUUGGAGGUACGCACUUGCUGGUAUUGA